AUUAAUGUUUUAUUAUUCAUAUUGCAUGCUGACUAAAAUAUAUAUCAAAUAAAACCUUUUUCAUGCAAAAAGUUACAAAGGUGGCGAAUUAUAGAGAAAAGGGAAAAGAGAAAGAAGAGGGAGAAGAUCUAACAAUGUCAAUGCCAAUGAUGUUUCAUGGUGUUAAUAGGGAAGGAGAGAUGUCAGCUAUGGUUUCUGCUUUGACACAUGUGAUAUGUGGUGAUGAUGGAAGUUCUGUUUUGAAGAGAAGAAGGGAAGAUGAUGAAUCCAAUGCUAAUAUCUCUCCAAUUAAGCACCAAGUUGUAGAAUGUUCAAGCAACAAAAUAACAGAAUCUGUAUAUGAAUACAGAACAGACAACAUUAACAAUGUGAAAAAGGAAGAUCAAAUAGAAAGAAGAAAAUACAGAGGAGUGAGACAGAGACCAUGGGGAAAAUAUGCUGCAGAGAUAAGAGAUCCUUUUAAAGCAACAAGAGUUUGGUUAGGAACAUUUGAAACAGCUGAAGAUGCAGCUAUAGCUUAUGAUCAAGCUUCAUUGCGUUUUAGAGGAAACAAAGCAAAACUCAAUUUUCCUGAAAAUGUUAGCCUCAAGCAACAACCUUUUACUAAUCCAACACCAACCUCAUUGUCUCCAUCAGCUUCAUAUUCUUCUUCAUCUUCUUCUUAUAGUUCUUCAAUUCCUUCAGUUUAUUCUACACAGUUGCCAACAUGGUCUUCUUCUGGUUAUAGCUCCUCUCCCUCAGGCUCAUAUUAAUGGAUCCAUUUUAUUUCUAGAAUCUACCUCUCUUUUUUGCCCCCUAAUGUUUUCAUUAAUUUUUGGGGGUGUUUGAGUAGCUUAGAAAAGAGAGGGAGAGACAAUUGAAUAGAAGAAGGAAAAAAAAAAGUGAUGCAGGAAACAGAAAAAAGAAAUAGCAAGAGAAUAUAUAAAACUAUUAUAAAAAAUAUAUAAGAAAUUACUUUGAAUUUUACUGUUGUUAUUAAUUUCA
This is a messenger RNA of Cicer arietinum (chickpea), 984 nucleotides long. Its product is annotated as ethylene-responsive transcription factor ABR1-like. Gene Ontology annotation, biological process: regulation of DNA-templated transcription; ethylene-activated signaling pathway. The record is from RefSeq and is a predicted model, not a curated record. Gene Ontology annotation, molecular function: DNA-binding transcription factor activity; DNA binding. NCBI's taxonomy places the organism in Eukaryota, Viridiplantae, Streptophyta, Magnoliopsida, Fabales, Fabaceae.